AGGCCUGCCCGCUCGGCGUGCCAGAUUUGCAGCGGGCGGGCAGGGCCCCCUGCUGCCCGCCGGCUGUGUACGCAACAAGGCGGGCUUUCGCCGAGCGAGGCGGCGCUGACUCAGCCUGGGCCGAAGGAAGCGCAGGGCAAUGGCGCUCAGCCCCCCCGAGAGGCAGCCGGGCCCGCCCGAGCCCCCGAGCCCGGCAGCGGCGGCGCCACAGCAGCAGCACCAGGCGGACGACGAGGCCGACCUCGACCCCGACCCGCAGCAGCAGCUGAGCGGCCUGGAGCCCGACGCCGGCGAGGGGAUCCCGCUGCACUCGCCGUGGACCUUCUGGCUCGACAAGUCACUUCCUGGGACAACAGCUGCUGAAUGUGCAUCAAAUUUAAAGAAAAUCUACACAGUACAAACUGUACAGAUCUUCUGGAGUGUUUAUAACAAUAUUCCUCCUGUGACAAACCUGCCUCUGAGAUGUAGUUAUCAUUUAAUGCGUGGAGAAAGACGGCCGCUGUGGGAAGAAGAAAGUAAUGCCAAGGGAGGUGUGUGGAAAAUGAAGGUCCCCAAAGACAAUACGUCUGCAGUUUGGAAAGAGCUGUUGCUUGCUACAAUUGGGGAACAGUUUACAGACCGCUGUGCAGGAGGUGAUGAAGUAAUAGGAGUUAGCGUCAGUGUCCGUGAUCGGGAAGAUGUUGUUCAAGUUUGGAAUGUAAACGCGUCGUUAGCAAGUGAAGCUACAGUUCUAGAAAAGAUCUAUGAACUUUUGCCCCAAACAUCUUUUAAAGCAGUUUUUUAUAAACCUCACAAAGAGCACCAUGCUUUUGAAGGUGGACGCAGGAGACAUUAACACAGGAGACAGUCCUGAACUCAAGUUGUAAUUUUUAGUUUUUUUGGGGUUUUUUGAGAUCAUCACAGUGGAAAGAUGGACAAAAACACUUGCAAAAGCACCACAAAGCCUGGUUAUUUUAGAUUGUUAUAUUCCUCUUGAGCUGGUGCUAUUCAAAAGCAAGGAGUAUUGCUGCCUCAGUUGCUGAUUGUGAUGUUUCCUUUCAUGACUGCUUAACAAAAAAAAGGUCACUUUUACUUAGUAUUCCUUUCUUUUUAAGGUAGAAGACUUUACAGUUAAGUAGUUUACUAUACCUAGUUCAAAUGCAAAUAUGCACAGGCAUGAUAUGCUGCUCUUUCUAGACUUGCUGUACCUAGAGAAAUUGAUAGCUUUGUGAACCAUGUUUUUCUGUAAUACUUUGCUUUGAGACAUUCCUAUCAUGUUAAGAGAUACACACAGAUUUGUCCCCCAGAGAGGUUGUAAUUUGCACUGUCCUAAUAGGCAGUGGGAGAAAUCCAAGGGGAAUCCUGCUCAAGCUCCAUGGAAAUGAAUGGAUCUUGCACAGUACCUGGAUUGCUUCCAAUGUCCUCUGCUUAUGCACUGAUAAUGCGCAUACUGUAAAUAUAUUUUAAUGAUCACUGAACAGAGCCCAUAGACUGAAAAUACACUUCUGAUGUGACUAAUUUUAAACUCUUUAAAUACGAGCCCCUUAAAAUAAGGGGCUGGUUCUCACUUGGUGAUGGCCCAUAUCUGUCCUGAGAGCACGGGUAGGCUUGAAGCUGGACAUUGCUCGGGUUGAAGCAUUGUUUGUGAUGAUGUAUCACUGUUGAUUUCUGUGAUCAUAGUCACACUGGAACAGAUGCAGUUAUGCUGAUUGUGGUAUGGAAGCUGCCAUCAGGUGUGGAGCAGUCAGUUGUUGAUUGGCAUUUGUUUUUAGCUUUUUCAAAUAUCUAUUGGGGGGGGAUGAAUGAAAU
Podarcis muralis (Common wall lizard) is the source of this 1788-nucleotide messenger RNA. It is a transcript of the gene EIF4E3, whose product is annotated as eukaryotic translation initiation factor 4E family member 3. Gene Ontology annotation, cellular component: eukaryotic translation initiation factor 4F complex. The record is from RefSeq and is a predicted model, not a curated record. Gene Ontology annotation, biological process: translational initiation. Lineage: Eukaryota; Metazoa; Chordata; Lepidosauria; Squamata; Lacertidae. Gene Ontology annotation, molecular function: RNA 7-methylguanosine cap binding; translation initiation factor activity.